Molecule: messenger RNA, 783 nt
Organism: Oldenlandia corymbosa var. corymbosa
Lineage: Eukaryota; Viridiplantae; Streptophyta; Magnoliopsida; Gentianales; Rubiaceae
Source: the annotation of a GenBank genome assembly
AUGAUGCAUAGGUGUAGUAGCGGGUCUUGUUCAUGUGGGUAUUACCACAGUACUCAAACCAAUUCUUCUUUCUCCAUGCUUUUCUCAAUGCCUAAUAAUAGUAAUACUCACAGGCCUUAUGAUGAAACCCCAACCCAUGAAAUGUAUUCCUUUGCUUCCUCUCCUCCGUCUUCUUCCGUUGACUGUACCCUUUCCCUGGGUACCCCGUCGACCCGUUUGACCACUGACCCGGAAAAGCCCCGACGCUCUUCUUACAUGUCUAACUUCUGCUGGGACAUUUUACAGUCUAAACAAUCUUCCCACAAAACUAGCAGCCGCGGUAACCACAACAACAACAACAACUCAUCCGCCGCCGGCGGCGGCGGUGACGGCCUCCUCGCCCGGCGUUGCGCUAAUUGUGACACUACUUCUACUCCGCUUUGGCGAAACGGGCCUAAAGGACCCAAGUCACUUUGCAAUGCCUGUGGAAUUCGGUUUAAGAAGGAAGAGAGGAGGGCGUCGGCGGCGGCGGCGACCACCGGAGACGGGAAUAUUGGCGGUGGAAACGGCGGCGGGAUGAUGGAAAGUCAACAACACAUGUUAAACAGUUCAUGGGUUCAUCAUCACCAGUAUUCACAGACGGCGGCCCAAAAGAUUCCCUACUUCUCAUCGCCUUAUGGAAAUCAUGAAUUCAGGUUCAUUGAAGAUGAGAUUGAUCGUGAUUCUGAUAAUGGCAUUCCCUUCCUUUCUUGGCGUCUCAAUGUCACUGAUCGGCCCGGCCUGGUUCACGACUUCACCAGAUGA